AUGUCUGGACAAAGACAAGAGAUGGAAUUGAUUAAGCAAGGGUCAAAAUUAGCUAAAUCAAGCAAAUAAGCAUUGAAAAGAACAGGGACGAUAUUGUCUGAUAAAUCGAGUUCUUCUUUUGAGGAUAGUAGAGUAACUUUGUUACUAUUUGAAAAAUACCGAAUCGUAGAGAUGACCAGAUUUUGUGUGAUAUUUGCAUGCUAAAUCUUAGCUAUCCUAUAGUACGAAAGCUCGUUUCAGGAUCAAUUUGAAUAGAACUUUGAUAGCGAAACUACUCUGCUCCUUUACCUAAUUUUCUUUUAAACCAUAGUUGCAAUCACUCUUACUUUAACCUCCUACCAAGUCCUAUUAGCAUACCAGAAGAAGGCUAUGAUUGUGACCCCACAAGCCAGUCUUCUAGAAUCCAAUCUCAUUUAUGGACUCAUAAUAGAGGUGUUAUUAAUGAUCCCUUCUCCCACUCCUUUUACUCAGAGGAUCAAGGUUCCAUUUCAUUAACGUUAUACAGACGCCCCGCGCUAUUAUUACGUGAAUGAAAUUCUAACUUACCUUCUUACCUGUCGAGUGGCCUUGCUAAUCAACAUCGCACUCAAAUUUUAAGCAUUUUACAGUAGCUAAAUUGGCAGAUUAUGUCGUCUCUAUUCCACAGAUUUUGAUACACAUUUGGUAUUCAAAAUAUGCAUGAAAGACAUUCCUGGGUUUACUUUGAUGGGCUUAUUUUGUGCUGGAAUGCUUCUAUUUGGCUACAGCAUGGAAAUUGCAGAAAGAGCCCUUUUACGCGAUGAAACCUCAUUUACUAAUUACAAUGUCGGCCAGUCACUUUGGGUCACUCUCAUUACAAUUGCUACUGUUGGUUAUGGUGAUUUCUAUCCCACAACUGAUUUAGGCAGGAUUUCCAUGGCUGUCUGUGUAUUCUGGGGUGUUUCCAAUACUUCACUCUUUACUGCUAUGCUCUACUCGAUGUUGCAAGCAGAAACCAGCGAGGAAUUGGUUUGGGCUUUGCUUGAAAAAGCAAACGUGAGGAAUAUCAUGAAGGCUUUUAGUUAAUAUUUGUUUGUCAGAAUCCAGAAGCUCAAAUUAAAGGCUUCAACUGAAAACAAGAAUGAUAAAAGCAACUACAAAGAAUAAGUUGAUUUGAUUCAGGAAACUUUAAAAGCAAUUAGUUAAAUGAAAAGAUAAUACAGGGAUAUCGAUGGGGAAGCCACCAUGGUCAUGGCAAAGAGGAAGUUCAAAGAUAUAAAUAACAUGUUUGAAGAACAAAUUUCUUAUUUGAAGGAAUCUAAACGACUGCAAUUCCUCACAAACAUCAAUUUUUAAUAUUGCUAUAAAUCCAAUGUUACUUCAGAUUAGAAACAUAAGCAAAGCUCCCCGCACAUUCAAACUUAUCAAACCGAUGACAAGCAAAGUAAAGACGAAGCCUUUUUUGCCAAUUUGUAAGACAAUGAAUCCAAUCUCCUUUUGAUGGACUUUCGUGAUUGA
Paramecium tetraurelia is the source of this 1476-nucleotide messenger RNA. RefSeq lists its product as uncharacterized. Lineage: Eukaryota; Ciliophora; Oligohymenophorea; Peniculida; Parameciidae. Gene Ontology annotation, cellular component: plasma membrane. The record is from RefSeq and is a predicted model, not a curated record. The transcript is spliced from 4 exons. Gene Ontology annotation, molecular function: calmodulin binding; small conductance calcium-activated potassium channel activity. Gene Ontology annotation, biological process: potassium ion transport.